Messenger RNA from Equus caballus (horse), 7799 nucleotides. It is a transcript of the gene BRPF3, whose product is annotated as bromodomain and PHD finger containing 3. Gene Ontology annotation, molecular function: protein binding. The record is from RefSeq and is a predicted model, not a curated record. Lineage: Eukaryota; Metazoa; Chordata; Mammalia; Perissodactyla; Equidae. Gene Ontology annotation, biological process: regulation of transcription by RNA polymerase II. Gene Ontology annotation, cellular component: MOZ/MORF histone acetyltransferase complex.
ACACCCUCUCUCUCAACUAUUUGAAGUUAGUAGGUACUGAGGUGGAUUGUCACAGCUCUGCGAGGGUCUCCCUGCCCUGGAGGGGUGGGGGCGACAAAGCAGGUCUCUUGGCCUGGGCUGCCCCCAGGGAGUUGGCUUUUGUCAGGCAUGUAGUGGCCAAGAGGCUCUGGAACCUGGACAGGAUUGCUGUGAUGAUUCUGUUUCCUUCGGUUCCAAAUGGGGUGUGUGCCCGCCUGGCACUGUUCCUCAGCCAAGUUGUUUGUUUGUUUGUUUCAGUCACACUUUGGCAUUGGAAGGCCUUUUAACUAAGGAUGUUAAUAAUAUCUUAUUAACAAAUAGCAACCCUUAAGAGGUGGCUUUUAUUAAUUUCAUUUUACUGAGGGAGGAUGGAGACACAGAGAGAUUGUGACUUUCUCCGGAUCACCUGGGGCCGAGAUUAGAACCUGGAUUGCCCCAGAGCCUCUUUUUAUACUGGACCCUGGCAUCUCUGUGGUGUUCUUACCUCCUAGUGAGAUGAGUUGAGCAGAUCAGAAGAUCCGGGUUGAACUGUAGCUUUGGCACUGACUAGCUUUGGUUUGAGUGACACCUUUCUGAGCUUCUGUUUCUUCAUCUGUAAAAUGGGAAUGAUAUCUAUUCUACCUCUCAAGCUAGUUAUGCGAAAUAUUAAAAGUAAAAGGGCUUUGUAGUUUGUAAAAGUGUGCCAAGUUAUCAUCAUCAUCUCUGCUUUGUAAAGAUGGUAGAUCCCACAACCAAGGUGACAAACUCUUUUUCUCCUUGAAAUCCUGUCUCUGUUCAUGCCCUUCCAAGUUCCUGCCCACACCGUGGGGCACCAGAUCGCUAAAGGUCUUUCCUGGUAGUGAUGGCCUCAGUAACUGCCUACCAUAGCUCCUUAUGAGCUUGUCAGGGUUCCUUCCAUCCAGAGAAUGAUGUGGGAAACUUGAGGGCUUUCUCUGCUGCACAAAGGUAGACUAGGUAUAAGUAUUUUGGGAGAGGGGGACUUUUGAGGUAAGGAUGCUUUGAGAUUUUACCUGAGAUAUUGCCCCAGUCGCCUUGGCCUUAGGUCCAAUGAGGAUCCCAGAUAGGCAACUUACAACUUCACUGCCACUUGGGGUCACUCCCAGAGCUUCCAGGGUUUCUGUUUAGUGGUGUAUUAGCCAGUGCAUCCUGAAUGCUGCCCUUUGCAGAGAAAACCCUGCAUGCUGUAGUUUGAAGUCCUUAGACUGAAGGUGAUAGACAUUUCAGGCGCCUUCACCCUUUCACCCCUGGGCAAGGUCAGGGGAUAGGAUUUCUAAUCAUGGUGAGAUGGGUUGCGAGAGGGCUCUAGACCUGUGAAUUUUUGAUCCUCUGAUCGGGCCACUGUUCACGUACAGAGCUUGAAAGUGGAUGCUGUUCUUGUUUUCUUCAUUUCCACCCCCUUUUUCAUCGUUAGCUGUCCCACAGCCUUAUGCACAUCAUUAGAACGUUAGAUCUCUCCCUGUGUUGCAUUGUAAUGAUCUGUUUAUUUUUCUGUCCCUUUGGUCAGAUAGAGCUCCUAGAGGGCAGGGAUCAUGCGUGUUUGAUUUCUUUCAUUCAGCUUUAGGAGCUAGGCACCAUUCCAGGUGCUGGGGAUACAGCAAUGAACAAGACAGGCAAAAUUCCUCCCCUCAUGGAGCUUCCAUUCUAGUGGAAGGAAGCGAACAUACAUGAUAAAUAGUAAAUUACAUAGCACAGUAAAAAAUGGUGAGUGUUAUAGUGAAAAAUAAAGCAGGAUGAAAGAUUGCUGGUGGGGGAAAGGGAUUCGCAGUUUUAGAUAGAAUUGUUGGAGAAGGUCUCACUGAGAAGCAGUGUUUGUGGGAAGAACUUGAAGGAGGUGAAGAAGCAAGCCCUGUGGCUGUCUGAGGCGCAGGAUGUUUAGAAAGAGGGAAUAGCCAGUCCUCCCGGUGGCCACUUGCUCAGCUGGAAGGGUGCCAUGAGGAAGCCUCGCCGGAAGUCGUCACGGCAGAAUGCCGAGGGCCGGCGCUCCCCAUCCCCUUACAGUCUGAAGUGCUCACCCACCCGGGAGACCCUAACAUACGCCCAGGCCCAGCGGAUCGUUGAGGUGGACAUUGAUGGACGCCUGCAUCGUAUCAGCAUCUAUGAUCCACUCAAGAUCAUCACAGAAGAUGAGCUGACUGCCCAGGAUAUCACUGAAUGCAAUAGUAACAAGGAAAACAGUGAGCAGCCUCAGUUUCCUGGCAAGUCUAAGAAACCCUCAUCCAAGGGCAAGAAGAAGGAGUCCUGUUCCAAGCAUGCGUCCGGCGCUUCCUUCCACCUCCCACAGCCCAGCUUCCGCAUGGUGGACUCAGGCAGCCAGCCAGAAGCUCCGCCGCUGCCUGCUGCCUACUACCGCUACAUUGAGAAGCCACCUGAAGACCUGGAUGCAGAGGUAGAGUAUGACAUGGACGAGGAGGACCUUGCCUGGCUGGACAUGGUGAAUGAGAGGCGGCGAGUAGAUGGGCACAGUUCGGUGUCAGCAGACACCUUCGAGCUGCUGGUGGACCGGCUUGAGAAGGAGUCAUACUUGGAGAGUCGCAGCAGCGGGGCCCAACAGUCACUCAUUGAUGAAGACGCCUUUUGCUGUGUGUGCCUGGAUGACGAAUGCCACAACAGCAACGUCAUUCUCUUCUGUGACAUCUGCAACCUGGCUGUACACCAGGAGUGCUAUGGCGUUCCCUACAUCCCCGAGGGUCAGUGGUUAUGCCGCUGUUGCCUGCAGUCUCCCUCCCGGCCUGUGGAUUGUGUCCUCUGCCCCAAUAAGGGUGGCGCCUUCAAACAGACCAGCGAUGGGCACUGGGCCCAUGUGGUAUGUGCCAUAUGGAUCCCUGAAGUCUGCUUUGCAAACACCGUGUUCCUGGAGCCCAUCGAGGGCAUUGAUAAUAUCCCACCUGCCCGCUGGAAACUAACCUGCUAUAUCUGCAAGCAGAAGGGGCUGGGUGCUGCCAUCCAGUGCCACAAAGUGAACUGCUACACGGCUUUCCAUGUGACGUGUGCACAGCGGGCUGGGCUCUUCAUGAAGAUCGAGCCCAUGCGUGAAACCAGCCUCAAUGGCACCAUCUUCACAGUGCGCAAGACUGCUUACUGUGAGGCCCACUCACCACCAAGUGCUGCCGCUGCUAGGAGGAAGGGCGACUCCCCUGGAAGCCUCGGUGAGGCUGGGGACGAGGAAGGGCUGAAGGAGGGCUGUGGGGAGGAGGAAGAGAAGGAAGAGGUGAAAGAGGAGGAGGAAGAUGAAGGCCAAGGCGGGGUAGGUGGCCAGCUCAAAGGAGUGCCCAAGAAGAACAAGAUGACUUUGAAGCAAAAGAUCAAGAAGGAGCCAGAGGAAGUGGGCCGAGACACGCCCUCCACUCUCCCCAUGGUCACUGUCCCACAGAUACCCUCUUACAGGUUGAACAAGAUCUGUAGUGGUCUCUCCUUUCAGAGGAAAAACCAGUUCAUGCAGCGGCUUCACAACUACUGGCUGUUGAAGCGGCAGGCACGGAAUGGUGUCCCCCUCAUCCGACGCCUGCACUCCCACCUGCAGUCUCAAAGAAAUGCCGAGCAGCGAGAGCAGGAUGAGAAGACGAGUGCAGUGAAAGAAGAGCUGAAAUACUGGCAGAAGCUCCGACACGACUUGGAGCGGGCACGGCUGCUGAUUGAGCUGAUUCGGAAAAGAGAGAAGCUCAAACGGGAGCAGGUCAAGGUCCAGCAGGCUGCCAUGGAGCUGGAGCUGAUGCCGUUCAAUGUUCUACUGAGGACAACACUGGACUUGCUGCAGGAGAAGGAUCCUGCACACAUCUUCGCCGAACCUGUCAACCUGAGUGAGGUUCCAGAUUACCUGGAAUUCAUAUCCAAGCCAAUGGAUUUUUCUACUAUGAGGCGGAAGCUGGAGUCCCACCUGUACCGCACCUUGGAGGAGUUUGAGGAGGACUUUAACCUUAUAGUUACCAACUGCAUGAAGUAUAAUGCUAAAGACACAAUUUUCCACCGAGCAGCUGUCCGCCUCCGGGACCUAGGAGGGGCCGUCCUGCGGCAUGCCCGGCGGCAGGCAGAGAACAUCGGCUAUGACCCCGAGAGGGGCACCCACCUGCCCGAGUCACCCAAAUUGGAGGACUUUUACCGCUUUUCCUGGGAAGACGUGGACAACAUCCUCAUCCCAGAGAACCGGGCCCAUUUGUCCCCGGAGGUGCAGCUGAAGGAGCUGCUGGAAAAACUGGACCUGGUGAGUGCCAUGCGGUCCAGCGGGGCCCGGACCCGCCGCGUCCGCCUGCUGCGCAGGGAGAUCAAUGCCCUUCGGCAGAAGCUGGCGCAGCCGCCGCCAUCACAGCCACCAUCACUGAACAAGACUGUGUCCAAUGGGGAGCUGCCAGCAGGGCCCCGGGGGGACUCGGCUGUGCCGGAGCCAGCCCCCCAGGAGGAGCCAGAAGACGAUGGGGACAGAGAUGACUCCAAACUGCCUCCCCCACCAACCCUGGAGCCCACUGGGCCUGCACCUUCCUUGUCUGAGCAAGAAUUCCCCCCGGAUCCCCCCACUCUGAAACCCAUCAAUGAGAGCAAACCUCUGAGCCGGUACUUAAAGCCCAGAAAGGUGGAGGAAGAUGAGCUCUUGGAAAAAUCACCUCUGCAGCUAGGGAGCGAGCCCUUGCAACGCCUACUCAGUGACAAUGGUAUCAACAGGGUGUCCCUCAUGGCCCCUGACACCCCCACCAGUGCCCCACUCAGUGGUGUGGGCCGCCGCACCUCAGUCCUCUUCAAGAAGGCCAAGAAUGGGGUUAAACUACAGAGGAGCCCAGAUGGGGCCCUGGAGAAUGGUGAGGACCAUGGAGCAGUGGGCUCUCCCGCCUCUCCCGCCAGCAUCGAGGAUGAGCGGCACUCCCGGAAGCGGCCAAGGAGCAGGAGCGGUAGUGAGAGCGAAGGGGAAAAGUCCCCCCAGCAGGAGGAGGAGACAGGCGUGACCAACGGCUUUGGAAAACACCCCGAAAGCGGGUCCGACUCAGAAUGUAGUUUGGGUCUCAGUGGUGGACUGGCAUUUGAAGCUUGCAGUGGUCUGACGCCCCCCAAACGUAGCCGUGGGAAGCCAGCCCUGUCCCGAGUGCCCUUCUUGGAAGGUGUGAACGGAGACUCCGACUACAGUGGCUCAGGCAGAAGCCUCCUGAUGCCCUUUGAAGACCGUGGAGACCUGGAGCCCCUGGAGCUGGUGUGGGCCAAGUGCCGAGGCUAUCCCUCCUACCCCGCCUUGAUCAUCGAUCCCAAGAUGCCCCGGGAGGGCCUCCUGCACAAUGGCGUCCCCAUCCCUGUCCCCCCACUGGAUGUGCUGAAGCUAGGAGAGCAGAGACAGGCCGAGGCUGGAGAGAAGCUCUUUCUUGUCCUCUUCUUUGACAAUAAGCGCACAUGGCAGUGGCUUCCGAGGGACAAAGUCCUGCCCCUGGGUGUGGAAGACACCGUGGACAAGCUCAAGAUGCUGGAAGGCCGCAAGACCAGCAUCCGCAAGUCAGUGCAGGUGGCCUAUGACCGCGCAAUGAUCCACCUGAGCCGAGUCCGGGGACCCCACUCCUUUGUCACCUCCAGCUACCUGUAAGGGUGGGGCCUGGCCUGCUCUGCUUCCGUCCCAUGGGGCGCAGAAAAACCUCUUACUGCCCCAGCCAGACGUAUGGCCGGCAGCUUCCCCACUUCAUGGCAGGCCAGGGACUGGGCUGUGUCCUCCCCAAGGGCAAGGCCCCAGUUUUGACCAACUGCGUGGUUCCCUUGGCAGGCCUGCCGUGUGCCAAAAACUCCCACCUGAGCUCCCUCAGGGGCUGGUCCACUGAAGAACCAAUUAGAAGUAGAAACAGCUGUGAGGCUUGGGCCCAGCCAAGGAGGUGGGCCUGGCCCCGGAAGGCAAGAGGUCCCGGGCUCUUUCUCAAGGGUGUGCCUGGCCCCUCCACCCCACUCCCAGCUAACCACACCUCAGGGCGAGCGAGGCUCUGUCGGUGACCCCAGAGGUGCUGUGGCUACACUAGGGUCCCUGGUGGAAUCUCACUGAGCUCACCCUCUCUCCUCUCCGUCACCCAUUCUUACACCUCUUCCCUGUCCUGUCUUCUGCACCUCUGCCCGGCUCUGUUAUUCCCAUGUUCCUUUCCCUACUUUCUCUUGUGCCAAACUGACAGAAACCAUCACCAAACUGGUUUUUUUUUUUUCUUUUUUAUAUCUCGUUCCCUUUGAGGUCAGCUGCUAUGUUAGGUGGGUAUCUCCGCCUGGUCCUCAAGGCCCAGGACAGAGGCCAGCCUACCACUCAGGUGACCCUCCCACCAGCACACAUACCACCUAUGCCCCCCACCCCCCCGACUCUCACUGCUGCGACACACAGCUGAGGCCAGGCUGUGAUAGCUUGCCCACUUGGAUUGAGGGGGUGCCCUUCCUGCCCUUUCCUUGUCUUGCCAAGAGGUGGGCUGAGGCUGGGCGGGCUCCUGUCAGCAGACCUGGCUGGUUGUGAGAGAGUCUGUCUGUCCACUGGGGUGUUGAGGGUUGUUGGGGUGGAGCUGUGCCCUUCGGCUAGGUCUGCCCCUCACCCAUCCUGCUCCCUCUCUGUGGGCUUUUCCUUCUGUGCCACUGCAGCCUCUAGCCUCACUCUCCAUCACCCUAGAUGGCGUGGUACCCAUAGUCCAGCAUCUUCCUGUCCUUUGCUCUGCCCUGUCCAGCCUCUGCUGCUCCCGCUUCCGAACUCCAGGGAACGCAGUGCUUCUAUUUCAAACCUUCUGUCCCCUUCCCUCUUUUCCUUCAACCCCCUCCCUCCUUCACCUUCUCAAAAACGGAAGGGAAAAAAAACUGUGAAAAGGGGAAUGCUGACUGACAAACCAACACAACUUUCAGAGGCUUCGAUGUCUGUUCUCUGGAUGUUUCUUUUCACCUCUUAAGCACCAAAGUCGCAGGGCCAGGUUGCAGGCCACUGAUCGCCAUGUUGAUUUUUAACCUGACGUUCUUUUUAAUUGUUUUAAAUUUUUCAUAGGGGAGUUUUGGACAAAACGAAGUCACUGGGGAGAUCACUGCCAUUUUUACACACUCGACUUUUUAAAAAUACAACCAGUCAACCACCACAACUUCUUAUACAUUUGGGACACGAGCCAGAGUUUAAAAGGGAACCAACAAAACUCUCUAUAACAUAAAGGAUGGGGUUUUGGCUUUUGUACAAUAAUAAAAAUACAAUACAGCAUAUGGCUAGGGAAGGACAUGGUGUAUAUAAUUGUAAAAUACUGUUCUAAAUUAUUCAGGCCUAUAGUUUCAUUACUGGAGUCCUCCAUUGUGUGGCUGAGUAUUUUAAAUGCACACAGUGUGGUUUAUUUAAGGAGCCAAUGUGUCCCCCUCUCCCCAGGUAGUUGGUCGGCUGUGGACUCUGUGACCUUCGUCUCAACCUGUGUUGUAAGAUCUCGGGGCUUUCUCUCUCUCUCUCAAUUUCUGUGUCUAUCUAUUUCUUCCCCCCAAGACAUUCUCUUUCUUAGUCUCUUUUUUUCGAUCUCUGAACCUUUCAGUCUCUCUCUGAGUCUCAUUUUUAAAACUGCUCUUUUAGAACAGGAAACGGCUCAGAUCCUGCUGUGGCAUGGGGCCUAUGUGUCUCAGUCGCGUCUGCUGUGAAGCACACGAUGCUCUAUUUAUUGUAGAAAGUGACUUUAUUUGCUUUCUAGAAUUGUUUAUAACAGAUGGUAUAAGAGAGGUAAUAAACAGAGAAAAAUCUAUGCUUGUAAAGAAUACAAAAGUUAAUUUUACCUACUAUAAUAUGACUGUCUGAAACUUAUUUUCUCUCUGAGAAAUAAAUGUUCUAAUGGGCAGCA